UUUCUGCCUUGUGAUUGUUUCCCUUUGUAAUAUCAAUUUAAUUAGAUUUAUUUUAUGUGAAAUUGUAAUUUAAUUUCUAUCAUCAAUUACUAAUCCAUUUACUCACAUGUGUAAAUUUACCUGACCGAGAGUUUUUUUCUCUUCAUCUUUUUGUCUACUGUUUGUUUUUUUUUUACCUUUUUCUUUUGGUUGUUAUUAUUGUUUUUUAGAGGGUUGGAGAGUUUGGUAAAAGAAAAUCUGAAAAUGAGUUCCUUUGAGGAUGAUGAAGAUGAUUAUCCAAAUAAACGACGACGAAGUAAUUUUAAUGAGGGUAGAAACCAUGGACCAGUUAAUUGUGGUGAAAAUUAUCAAGAAAAUAAUGGCUGCCCAGUUGGUUAUGGAAGAGGUAAAAAAAGGCGAAGAAGAGACAAUGAAAACGGUGAGAGUGGUGGUGGUGAUUUAAAUGGAGAAGCUGAUGGAAAAGAGGAAUCAAGUGAUGAGGAGAUUAUGUAUGAUUCUGAUUCUGAUAUUCCAUUGGAUGAUAUUGAUAAUAUGCUGGAAGAAGGUCUAAGAGAAGGUCUUGAAAAAGGAAAAGCUUCCUCUCAACAUUCCUACCCAACACACGAGGAGCGCAAGAAGAUUGUAUUGAAGAAAAGAGAACAAGAUUACUUUGAGAUGCUUCCAGAAGGAUGGAUUGAAGUUACUCAUUUCAGUGGAAUGCCGAUUUAUCUCCAUAAACAGUCAAGAGUUUGCACAUUAUCAAAACCUUAUUACUUGGGUCCAGGAAGUGCAAGAAAACAUGAAGUUCCAAUUUCAGCUAUUCCAUGUCUUGCUUAUAAAAAGGAAAUUGAAAAAGAGAAAUCUCAAGAAUUGAAGGAAAAUAAUAUUACCCUAACCGAUGAAGAAAUUGUAAUAAAUUCUCAAAACGAUUGUUCUAAUCAAGCCGAAAGCAAUUGUCUAAAUGGAGGAUCGAUUGAUAAAAAUAAUCAGCUUCCAAUCUUAGCCAAAGUUGAGAGUGUCCAAGAAGCCAAAAAAGAGAAAUCUUUAGAUUACCUUUCGAUUCGUGAAUAUUGUGGUAAAGUUUUCGAAUUUCAAGAAAUUACAAUACGUAAAUUUAAAACUUGGGCCGAUCGUAGGAGACAUGUGCAAUUAAGAAAGAUGCAACAAAGACCCUCUCUGCCUGAAGGAACUAAAUUAAUUACCUGUCCACUUCCUAAACACACCGAAUCCGGUGAUCCAGCUCGUAGAUCCUACAGGAAAGAAUUUGUUAUGAAUCCUGCCGGUAAAUCAGCGGUUUGCAUUUUACAUGAAUUUGUUCAACACGCUGAAAGAGUUCAACCUAAAUAUGUCUUUAAAGAAUUAGAAAAUGCCAGCAUGCCUUAUAGUGCAACUGUGUUAAUCAAUGAUAUGGAAUAUGGUGUUGGCUAUGGAAGUAGUAAAAAGCAAGCUAAAUCUGAAGCAGCUCGUGCGACACUGGAAAUACUUAUACCUGAUAUAAGGGAUAUGACUCAAGACGGUAACGGUAAAGUGGACACAUCGAUGCAAGAUUUAACUUUUUUCGAUGAUAUCAAAGUUGAAGAUCCUCGAGUAAGUGAAAUGUGUGCCAAAGCAGGUCAGCAUUCACCUUAUCAAAUUCUGGUUGAAUGUCUAAAAAGAAACUACGGUAUGGGAGAUACAGAGAUCAAAACCGAUGUUCGUUUAGUAAAACACCAAAAGAAUGAAUUUACCAUGAAAGUUGGUAAACAUAGUGCAACUGUUAUUUGUCGUAAUAAAAGGGAAGGUAAACAAAGAGCUGCUCAAGCGAUUCUUCAACUUCUUCAUCCACAAAUUAACUCAUGGGGAUCAUUAUUACGACUCUAUGGUCGAGGUUCUUGUAAAACACCAAAGGAGAAAAAGGAAGAAGAACAGAAAAUCACCGAACUUCAGAACACUGCAUGUGCUAAUCGUCCAAAUUAUGCUAUACUCAAUAAACUACGAGAGGAGAUGUUGAAACUCAGGGCAAGCAAUUUAAACCGAGAUCAAAGCAAAGAGCCACUUCGAUUGAUACUUUGCACAAACGAGAAAGGAGUUGAUGGCGAUGAAGGAGGAAGAGAUGAAGGAGAAGGAGAAGAGAAAGUUUUAGAUGAUGGAUUAGAAGAAAUAGAAGAUGGAGAGGUUGAUUUAGAACUUGAAGAGAAAGAGGAAACGGAUGCUGGUCAAAUUGAAUCAUAUGAAUCGGUUGAAGGUGAUCCAGAGGAAGGAGAAUUAAGUAAUAGUCCAAUUGAUCCAAAUUUAUGUAAUCAAACAAUGGAAUCAAUCAAGUCAUUUGAAAAUAGUCUUUCCAACGUUAGUGACAAUAGUAGUAGUAUCGAUGAUGAUGAAGAUGAUAAUCAUCAUUUACCAUCAACAAGUGAUAAUAAUCGUCCAUGUGAAAAUAAUAGAUUCAUUUACUCCAACACUGCCCAAACCAAUAUCUCCAAUGUGCUUAAUAUAAGUGUCAGUAGUAUUAGUUCAAACAGUAGUUGUAACAGUUCCUCCGGUGAAAUUUAAUCAACUAUCAAAAUUAACUCAAACUUAAUCAACCUCAACAUUUACACAAAUCAACACACUCAAGAUUUAAUCACUUAUGCAAAUUUUCAAUCAACAACAACAACAAUUCAACCAAAACUAUUCAUUAAUUUUGAUGCCAAAAAACAAAACAAAUCAACUCAAAACUGCUAAUGAUGAAAAUCCUUCACUAAUUAGUGUUGGAAUUAAUCUCUCUCUCUCUCUCUCUCUCUCUUCUUUCUUUCUUUCUUUUUCUCUUGGUUCAAUCACUAGAACUCGAACUCGAACUCGAACUUGAACUAAGAACAGAAAAAACCAAGAGCUUCAAUUUCAUCAAGUUUUUUUCUAUCUCUUAGUUUGUUAAUUGCUACAUCCAAAUACUAACAAUUGAUUGUAAAUGUUACCUUUUAAUUACCAUCAUUAACUAUUGAUGAAAUAUUAGUGCCUAGUAUAUUUGACGUAAAUUAAUUACAUCAAUGUAUUUUAAAUCACUCUGAUCAUCAUCACUAUCAUAAUCAUUGUCAUCGAUGCUUUUGAAAGCAACAAAAUUAAUUUAAAUCUUGACCAAUUGUCGCUCAUUUUGAUUGUCUGUUAAUUGUCAACCUUU
Molecule: messenger RNA, 3112 nt
Organism: Panonychus citri (citrus red mite)
Lineage: Eukaryota; Metazoa; Arthropoda; Arachnida; Trombidiformes; Tetranychidae
Gene: pasha
Product: microprocessor complex subunit DGCR8-like
Exons: 13
Coding region: 244-2508 (754 amino acids)
Biological process (GO): primary miRNA processing
Cellular component (GO): microprocessor complex
Molecular function (GO): identical protein binding; double-stranded RNA binding; primary miRNA binding
Source: RefSeq, a predicted model, not a curated record